UCUCUCUCUCUCUCUCUCUCUCUCUCUCCGAGGCCUACCUAGGCGUUUCUGUCUUCACAUCGCCAGUGUAAAGUUCACCGCGCUGGAUUAAAGAUCUUGUCAUCUUCAGUAAAGCGAGGUAUCAACAGAAAAUGAGCGUUAUUUUCACCUGACCACCGUUUGAUCCCGUCAUCUAACGAGAGCGUUCCGGGAGUGUUCUCGCAGAACCGGGGGUCUGUUUAUUGAGAAAGCUGCAACUCAGAGGAGUCUGUUAUAGGUGAGAAGUUUCCCUUCGAUGGCAUCCAGACUGUUGGACAAGAUAAAAAUAAUGUGCUGCUAGUGAUGCAGAGAACGACAUGGACAGACGAUAACAAAUCGUCACGCUAGGGGUGCGGUCUUGGUUCGUUAUGACAAGUGGCUGUGUGGAAGAUGUCCACCCUUUCUACGACUGAUAUCACUGAUGUUGGUCAUGGGGACUCCCUGUGCUGUGCCGGUGAAGAAGGCCCUUCAGCAGCGAUAGCAAAAGUGAAACAGGAGACUCUCAGUCAGACGGUGUCAUACGGCACCUCACACAAUGACCUGAACGACACGCUGCUCAUGGAGCCCAGCGACAUCAAGAUGUACCCCACAGAGGACACACCUCUACCAGAGGGUCGGCCAGUCAAGAGAAAGAAAGGCCCUGCUCCCAAGAUGUUGGGGAAUGAGGUGUGUAGUGUAUGUGGAGACAAAGCAUCUGGCUUUCAUUACAACGUGCUCAGCUGCGAGGGCUGUAAAGGUUUCUUCAGGCGCAGCGUCAUCAAAGGAGCUCGAUACACCUGUAAGAAUUCGGGCCGCUGUGAGAUGGACAUGUACAUGCGCCGCAAGUGUCAGCAGUGCCGUCUGCGCAAGUGCAGGGAGGCAGGAAUGCUGGAGCAAUGUGUGCUGUCAGAAGAGCAGAUCCGACUGAAAAAGAUGAAAAAACAGGAAGAGGAGACAGCACGUACCUCUGCAGUGGCAACACCCGGUCCUGCCCCCGAGAUGCCCUCUCUGGCUCCUGAACAGCAGGAGAUGAUCGAAAAACUGGUGGCCUUGCAGAAACAGUGCAACAAACGCUCUUUUCUUGACCGGCCCAAAGUCACUCCAUGGCCACAGAGUCAGGACCCACUUAACCGAGAGGUUCGACAGCAGCGGUUUGCUCAUUUCACUGAGCUGGCCAUCAUGUCUGUGCAGGAGAUUGUAGACUUUGCUAAACAGCUGCCUGGCUUCCUGGAGCUCACCCGAGAGGACCAGAUCGCCCUGCUGAAGACCUCAACUAUAGAGAUCAUGCUGCUAGAGACUUCCAGACGUUAUAACCCAGCGAUAGAUAGCAUCACCUUCCUCAAAGACUUCAGUUACAAUAAGGAAGAUUUUGCCAAAGCGGGACUGCAGUUUGAGUUCAUCAACCCCAUCUUUGAGUUUUCAAAAGGCAUGAAUGACCUCCACCUGGAUGAGGCGGAGUACGCUUUGCUCAUCGCUAUCAACAUUUUCUCAGCAGACCGACCGAACGUGCAGGAUCACGAGUUAGUGGAAAGACUACAGCAGCCAUAUGUGGACGCUCUCCACUCUUACAUCAGAAUAAAACGACCCAACGAUCAUCUGAUGUUUCCCCGGAUGCUGAUGAAGCUGGUCAGUCUACGCACACUGAGCAGCGUCCACUCAGAGCAAGUCUUUGCUCUGCGCCUCCAAGACAAGAAACUCCCACCUCUGCUUUCUGAAAUUUGGGAUGUCCACGAGUGAGCCAGCGCUCCACCUCCAGGACAGAAUGAGGCAGUGUCAGGAAAACAUGGGUGGGCAGGGGUCCUCUACAGACAGAACACAGGGUCAUGAUGUCCUUAAGGGCUGAAACGUCUCCCACUGUCACAAGAAGCCUGGUUUUAUCAUUCUCUUCCUUGACCUCUGUAUUUUGGACCCAGUGGUCAGUGAGCUGCUUCCUUCGAAUGUGCUGUUGAUAGACUGUAUGGCCAGAAGUAGCUCAGGGACCGUUCAGAACAGGUGAUGGUUAUUUGACCAUGAUCAUUUGGGCUCGGGCAUCUGGAUGGGUUUGGAUUCAGAGACUGACUUGCUGGAGUGAGAAGCCACAAACAGAGUGGUCAUGGUUUUUUUUUUUUAGUUGUUGUUUUUGUUUAUAACUAAUGUUUCCAGUACCAAACGCUUUGAGCAGCUUUUGGCAAUGGUUUCUACUUUCUAAUUAACAGAAGAGGUUGUCUAGAAGGUUCUUCAUUACAGAAAUGUAGUUUAUUUACAGUGGGUUUUUUUUUUUAUUCCACUCUGGCUGAUUGAUUGGAAAUGGCUGAUUUUUUUAUUACAUGCAUAGAUCAUGCACCGAAAUGAGUAACAGUCUUCUGUUACUGCAGACUCAUUCGCUCAGUUUUAUUACAUGAUGUUUGACAUGCAUUUAGUCUCUAAUUAAUGUUAAACCGUAAUCUUAACACCCAAAGGUUUUUAUGGACAAAGUCAAUCAGUGCUUUUCCAGAACAAGCCAUUCCGAGCCUGUGUUACACUGAUCCAGCAUAUCACAACGUACACAAGGAAUUCUGUUUUCUGCUGGUUGGAAUAUUCAGAAGAAGAACUGACAAACUAAAUGGCCUGAUUUUACAAGGUCAAACGUAUUGCAGAUGUAUUCUGCACACCAACCCAAUGUUUUGGAGUGGUUAAAAAGGGCUCAUCAGUGAAGCAUAUGGUUGGCAGGGAUCGGUAAGACUCACUGGAGCCAUUAAACCGAAUCAGUGUGCUGCUCAACUCACAGCGACUACUGAGAUGCAUAGAUACAGUAGAUAGAUAACCUUCUGAAAACUUUAAUGUAGACCAUGAUUAUUCCUUUUGCAUUACAUUAUCAUGUUUAGUUACUGCAAUCUCCAACCUUAUAUGCUGUAGUUUCUCAUUCUCCUUGGACGGCUGAUGUUGUUUGGCAGUUAAUUCUUGAAAACUUAAUAUACAUACACAACCUAAUUCUCAGUUUGAUGCCGAUGUCUCGAUCAAUGUGUCAUUUUUGUCCCUGGAUACAACACAAAUCACAAACGAACAGUAUAGUGCUAUAUAGCUUCCAAAAUCAAUGGUUGAAAUUGUCAUAGAAAAUAACUUGGGCCAUUAUUGUUGAUCUUCAUCACCUCAUAUUUUUUCUAUUUCUAAUAUCGUUGUUAUAUUUAGUUCUAUAUACACCUAUUUCUUCAAUGAGGAUGGUUUCGUCAACUUUUAUUCACACAUACUAAGUCAUUUCAUUUAAAUGUUAAUAUUCCUUGUGUGUGCGAUUGUUUAAAAUGAUCUAGCGGGCUGUUUUAACAGUUUUGUUGUACCUCACUUGUACAUUGUGAAUAUAUUCAGAUAGUCUGAAAGCACCUAAACCUGUCCCAUCUACAUCAAGAGUGAUCGGCAAUGUAUGCGAAACAACCUUAUUUUGGUCUUAAACUGAACCGUAUCACAGCAGUAGCUCUGAAAAAAGGGACUAGGCAAAUGAGAGCUCUUUGUAACGUCUUCUUAUGCUUCGUAACAAUGCAAAUACCCAGUGUGACCAUGCACAAUUCAGGUUUUACUGAUCUUAAAAACCACUUUUAUGGAAAACAUGGGUUGUGGGGAAUCAAUUACAGAAACUAACAUUGCAAAAAAUUACCAUAAUUUCCAUGGUUGACUUAUACAGUUGGUUUGCUGUGGCAUUCUUUGCCCUGCCUGUGCAAAUGAUUGAGACUUUGUUUCCUGAAUCAGAUGCCCAUGCGUAUGUUUUUAUACCACCUUUCUGUCAGCUUGUGAAAUUGCUAAUGCACAUGAGUUUUACUCAAGCUCUUUUUGAUUUCUGAUUAGAGAAAUCAAAAUUUCAGGCUCAUUUUAUUCUAAGUCAUUUCCGAUCUUUCACAAGGGCUUGAAAAUACAAGUGUGUUAAUGCAGGUCUUUUACCUUCAUCUGUUCAUAUUUCCCCAGUUGGCUGAGCAGCCAAACUCAAACUCAAACUUGGUAUAAAACCCACUGAAAGACAUGCAUUGUUGAACCUCUCUAAUCUUCCUGAUGAUUUGUCAUUGCUUAUCAUCUGUUUGUGCACAUAUGAAGUGUGAUGAGGGCAUAGACAAAUUCUAGCAAUCACCGUAAUGAGCGUCUACUCUCGCCGCUCUAAGCUUUGUGUUCUCCAAACUGAAAUGAUAAAAUGAUUUUCUAACAGAAUGUUAUUACCUGAGGCAGAGUGUAAUGCAAAGUUGAUUGUGGUUCUAAUUUAUUUGUACCCUCUCAGCUCAGUGGACCCCGUUGCUCUGAUUAACAUUAGUCUUCAAAAGAGAGUCGUGGAAGGAUGAGAUCAUAGAAAUGCAACCUUAUGUUUCAACGCCUUAAGUCCUUGGAUGUAUACUGCUUUAUAUGUAUAAAUUAAAAGUAGACUAAAUUUAUUGUUCUGUGAGAGUAUAUAUUUAUCUGAUAAAAUGCUGAAAAACUUAGAUGACUCAAAGCCUAUUCUUUAUACAGAAUUGCAUUUACCUAAAACAGGGAACCUCCGUAUUGUUGGUCUUUUUCGUAUUCUGCUGUUUUUUUUUAAUAGAUCAGGGUUGACCCUGUAAAUAAAUACUGAAUCUGAUCUUA
Messenger RNA from Cyprinus carpio (common carp), 4554 nucleotides. RefSeq names its product oxysterols receptor LXR-alpha-like. The record is from RefSeq and is a predicted model, not a curated record. Gene Ontology annotation, biological process: cell differentiation; positive regulation of transcription by RNA polymerase II; negative regulation of transcription by RNA polymerase II. Gene Ontology annotation, molecular function: RNA polymerase II cis-regulatory region sequence-specific DNA binding; nuclear receptor activity; zinc ion binding. NCBI's taxonomy places the organism in Eukaryota, Metazoa, Chordata, Actinopteri, Cypriniformes, Cyprinidae.